Molecule: messenger RNA, 975 nt
Organism: Vigna umbellata (rice bean)
Lineage: Eukaryota; Viridiplantae; Streptophyta; Magnoliopsida; Fabales; Fabaceae
Biological process (GO): regulation of DNA-templated transcription
Molecular function (GO): DNA binding; DNA-binding transcription factor activity
Source: RefSeq, a predicted model, not a curated record
AUGCGUGCACUGGCCAAUGCUGCAAUGCACUACCGAUCGAACGUAAAAGAAAGCAUCAUGAAGGGGAAAAUGGCAAACAAGAGAAAAAGAUGGGAAUGUGAAGGAGGGGAAAAGAAGAGUGAAGAAGGGAAGACAGAAUGGGAAAAACUGAGGGAAGAAGCAGCUUCAAUGGCUGCUGCUAUUCUUGGAGCUAGAAGAGCUAACAAACGUUACAUUGGGGUGAGACAAAGACCCUCAGGGCGAUGGGUGGCUGAAAUCAAAGACACCAUUCAGAACAUUAGACUUUGGUUAGGCACUUACGACAAUGCUGAAGAUGCUGCAAGAGCUUAUGAUGAAGCAGCACGUUUGCUUCGUGGUGCCAACACUCGCACAAACUUCUUUCCUUCCCAAUCUUCUCCUUAUGUUUCUGCUCUUCCUCCAAAGAUUGCCAAACUCCUCUUUCAUAGACUCAAAGCUAGAAACUUUGAAUCCUGUACUCGUUUUCCGAGUAACCACUAUGAUCAAGAAACCAAAGUAGAACCUCAACCUCAAUCUCAGCCUCAACCAGAACCAGAACCUAAAUUAUAUCUCCAAACAGAAGAACCCCACUACGAGAAUUUUGUAGACAUGGAAGUAAAUGGGAUUGUUGAAGAAAGUUAUCAUGGUGCUAGUUAUAGUUCUUCUGCCAUGACUACUUGUGACUAUAGCUGUGGAACUAAUGAAGACGAUUGUAACCAGAAGGGUAGCGGGGAAGAUUUCAGCUUCGUUUAUAAUUUUGCUGAGAAUGUUUAUGAUGAAGAGAAGAAGAUUGUGAGUGGUAAAGGAGAGUUUGAAGGUUGUGAUUUUCAGUUUUUGGAGUCUGGUGGAUCACUGAGUUACUCUUUUUGUCCGUUUGAGAUAGCAGAAGAGAUGGUGGGAGCGAUAGAGGAAAACAAAUAUUACGAUGUUGAUGAUUCAGCGUUAGGCAGAGAAACUUUUAUGAUGAAGGGUGUCUGA